AAGAACUGAAUCUGUGUUGUUGUAGACGAAGAAAGAAAAGAGUUUGUGAAAAAAAAUGGACGCAAACAUGAUGGCUGGAUUCGAUGGUCUUCCUGAUGAAGACAGAGCAAUUAUGUCAUCCAUGAUUGAACAGCUUCAGCUACGUGACAGCUUGAGGAUGUACAAUUCAUUGGUAGAGAGGUGUUUUGUGGACUGUGUUGAUAGCUUUACACGCAAAUCUCUACAGAAACAAGAGGAGACUUGUGUUAUGCGAUGCGCUGAGAAGUUCCUUAAGCAUACAAUGCGUGUUGGUAUGCGGUUUGCUGAACUCAAUCAGAACGCAUCAACCCAAGACUGAAAAUGUCUGCUUCUGUCUUUUUGGUCCGAGAAAACCAGAAUAAACCGGUUGUUUAGUUGUUCAGUUUACUCUGAUACUGUUCUUUGAACACCAACUCCUCAUGUACUGUGAAAUUAUAUUUUGACUGUAUCCAAAUAUGAUUUUUGUAUUUCAUUGUUACCAUUUCCGAAUUUUCAUUAUACUA
This is a messenger RNA of Capsella rubella, 521 nucleotides long. RefSeq names its product mitochondrial import inner membrane translocase subunit TIM9. NCBI's taxonomy places the organism in Eukaryota, Viridiplantae, Streptophyta, Magnoliopsida, Brassicales, Brassicaceae. Bases 56 to 337 code for a protein of 93 amino acids. The record is from RefSeq and is a predicted model, not a curated record. The transcript has 2 exons.